This is a messenger RNA of Cydia fagiglandana, 2639 nucleotides long. Its product is annotated as KRAB-A domain-containing protein 2-like. The record is from RefSeq and is a predicted model, not a curated record. NCBI's taxonomy places the organism in Eukaryota, Metazoa, Arthropoda, Insecta, Lepidoptera, Tortricidae. Gene Ontology annotation, molecular function: nucleic acid binding. Bases 21 to 1703 code for a protein of 560 amino acids. The transcript has a single exon.
UGCCGCGCGCUCCACGCAAAAUGGCGGACGCUCUAACAUCGGAGUAUGCGUUAUCAAAAUCUAGUGAACAUUUUAAUUACAACGAAGUGAAAAAAAGUUACUUAAAACAAGUAAAAAUGUAUUACGCGAACAGGAAGUUACCUGUAAUGUCACCAUUUACGCGGGAGGUCGUGGAUAGAAUAAAAAAGCUUAUAAAAGAGAGGCAGUUUUUGAUGUCAGUCGGACAUCCUUCAGAGCACGCGAAGUAUAAAGUUGCACACAAAUACGAAGUUAUUGAACAAAAUGGUGAAGAAAUAUUAAUUUGUAAAAGAAUACUGCCGGAUGAUCCUAUUGUUCAAAUCGUGCCAGCGGAAGACUGUUUUGACAUUUUGGUCGAUGCUCAUUUACAGACUAAACACGGGGGAAAAGACAAAAUGUUGAGCACAAUAAAAAAAGGCAAAUACGUCGUGCCAAAGACUAGCAUCGACUUUUUAUUAGUCGUUUGUAAAGUGUGCAACCUCAACGGUAGAACAAAAAGACGGGCUGAUGAAAGGAUACCUCGAAUAUUUAAUUCUAGAGGGCAAGUAAGUUUAGUAGACAUGACCGAAGAGCCAGAUAAUCAAUUUAAACAUAUUUUGUGUUAUAUAGACAGGUUCACAAGUUUCAUGCUUUUGCGACCACUCAUGACAGACACCGUACAAGAGACAGCCAUGGAAUUACUGAAGAUAUUCUUCGAUUUUGGACCACCAGAGAAACUAGAGACGUACAAUAGACCCUUCUUUAACCAAGUAAUGAGUAUAAUAAACACCGCACACAGUGAAUUUAAUAUAAGUCUGGUGUUGCCAGUGAAAAUGCCAGAUAUUAAUCCGUUAGAUGUAAAAGAAAUGCUUCGAAAAUGGCAAACCGAGACUGGUAGCAGCAAUUGGGCUAUGGGAUGUUAUAUGGUUCAAUGGAAUAAUAAUUCUGAAAUUAGUAUGAAUAAACCAUCGCCAUAUUUCUCUGUAUUUAAACGUUCCUUGGCUGGCAAUGGUAAAGAAGAUAAACAACAAGGAAAUGAGAAGCCUGGAGAAACUUGGUUAAAUAACGAAAGUGCGACUGUCACUGCUCGUCUAAACUCUAGAGAUGAUAAUAGUCAAUCAAGUUCUUUCACAAUACUAGGUGGUGAUAGUGAAGAAGUUGUAAAUUUGCAAGAAGAGAAUGGUCUCAGCGAAGAUGAUGAAGAUUGUUUGAUAACGAUAACCGAGGCCCCUAAUGAAUCUGUAUCGAUACUACCUCAACUACCCAUAACAACUGUAUCUAAUUCGAAAAAACAAUCUAAUCAUGUACCCAAUAUCCUUAAAAAGCGUCUGGAACACAGUAAUAAUAGAAACGUAGUUAAUGUGAAUGAGUCGCUACUUGUUUUAUCACCAUUCGAAAAAAUUGCGUACGCAAAAAACAAUAAUAAUAUUUUAAAAGAGCAAAAGCAAGUUGCAUGCAAAGAGUCGCCAAAACCUUCGAACAAACGGUGCCAUGUUUGUAAAACUGAAAUAAAGAAAGCCUACAUAUGUACUAAAUGUGACAGAAAAGUGCAUUUAUUCUGUUCUGAUAGAUUAUUACAGCCUAACAUAUCCCCCGACGUUUUAAGUGUAACGUGUACCUCAUGUACGCUUACGAAAAGGAAUGAUAAGGUGAAACGCAAAUACGACGAAAUUGAUAGCGAUAAAAAUAAUAUUAUAACGAUUUAAGACUGAAAAAUCACAAUUUAAAUUAAGUAACAUCCAAAGAUACAUGUAGAAGGCGUGAAGAAAAUUAUAUUACUUAUAGUUUUUUUUAUUUAGGUACUUAUCUACCUACCUACUUAAGUACCUAAGAAUGACAAUGAUUUCGUCGUACACACAUUCCUUAAUUUUUGAUGGCUGAUCAAACAAAUAAAAUGGUCACCCUACUGAUGAAAAAAUGCAAGAAUGAUAAUGGAGCGCAGCGCGUGCGUCGACGGCUAGGAAGCAACUAAGUACUUCUAUCUCUUUCUCUCCCGAUUACCCGCGCGCCGCGCCACGUCGUUGCCGCUCCGACUAAGCACUCUGCCUGACAACAAGCCAUACGAUUAGCAAGUUUCAAGAACGCGCUUCACAAUGAUUAUCUAGUAUAACUGGACCCCGUGAUGUUUAACAGCUGUGCGUCCUUAAAGGUAUGAGUUAUACUGGUCAUUUGGCAUCGUAUCAUAGCGUUGUAAAACUUGUAAAUAAGCCUGCGCUGUGUAACUGUUUGCGCGAGCGCAUUAGAGUCAAGCGCCUAGAAAUACCAGUGUAACCUGACCUUCAAAUGUGUGUUCAAUUGUGCGUAAUCGAAGACCGCUCUUAGACUGGUUUUUGUGCACUCGGCUCGCACGAGCUCAGUAAACAUUUGGUAUGACAACGCUGAACAAACUUAUCUCUGCGAGCAACAAUGUCGCCACCGUCCAUGACGCGCUAAAGUUUGUAUUCGAUGCCGUUAGUUCCAAAUUUGACCACUCGAUUAAGAUUAAAUUGUAAUUAUUGUGCUGACCGCAAGUGAAUGAAAGUGUUGCAUGUGUGUUAACUGUUAAGGAAUAUUGUUAAUUUGUUAUUAUUUUAGUUAAGUACGUUUCAAUACCUAGUUGUUGAUACUAAAUUGAAUGUUUAAGUAGAAAAUUGUGAAUUGAU